CAUAGGCAACCGGCUAGUCCAGUCACCCACCUCCGUCGUCUUCUGCCCCGCAUUAUCUUCCAAACUUCCUUUUCCUUUCUCAUACAAAACGCACUAAAAAAUUCCAUUUCACACACGCAAGCACGAACAAAACUUUAUUCCACUAAUUCUCGGCCAAAAACUCAAAAUUUCUGCAAUCAAUUUGCCGUAUAAUUCGCAGAAGAAUCAUAUUAUGCGAAGAAGUUCAAUCAGUUCGUCCAAGUAAGUUUCGCCGCCGUGCCGGAACGCCGCAGCAUGUUUUCCCGUUUUGCCCCUCCUUCUGCAAAUUUACCAUUUCCUUACCCUUGCGGCGCCCGCUCCCUCGUCGGUGCUAACCACACUUCCGCUCGCUUCUGCUGCCGGUAGUUGUACAAUUUUCUUUUCCAUAUUUUUCGUUGACUUUUUUCCAAUUUUUUUUUUACUUGGGAAGAAAUUCAUACUGUAACACAUACGUCCGGGGAAACAGAGAUUCGAUUGGUUGAUUUUUUCGUUUUUUAAUUAAUUUUGGGGGUGAUUUUUUGGUUUGUUGCGUUAAUGGAGCCGAAUUUGGGGAAGCCGAGCUUCCUGAGGAAUAUUCUGGUACGGCUGUUUCUGUUCUGCGUGUUUGUGAUCGCUCUCCGAUUUGCUUACGUGGUCACAAUCCGAGGUGAAUCCUGCGACGUCGGCGAUUUCUGCUUCUUCGCCUUGCCGGAUAACAUCGACGUCGUCUCCGGCGUCGCGCAGGUGACGAAAUCCUCCUCUUCGGGAGCUAUCUCGAGCUCCGGCGAGUCCGCGCCGUCGAAGCAGAAGAAGAUUCCCGAUCUAUGGGCGACGGGCGGUUUCCAGAAAUCGGUGCAGUUUUACUCGUCGAUUUUUCAGGAUCUGAUGUCCGAAGCCAUUCUGAGCCCUAAUUUCAAAACCCUAUGCGUCGACACGCUGACCGGAGCUGACGUAUUCGCGCUGAGGGAAUUGGGGGUGGAGGAUUCGAUUGGCAUCUCGAAGAAAGGGUUCAAACCGCUGGUGGUUCAGGGCCAGGGUUUUAAGCAGCCGUUCAGCGAUUCUGCUUUCGAUUUCGUGUUCUGUGGCGGAGGCGUAGUGGAGAAAUCAGCUAAGCUCGGCAAUUUUGCGGCGGAGAUUCAGCGGACGAUGAAGCCCGAAGGGUUUCUGGUUGUCCACACGGGUGCCAAUGAUACUUACAGUUUUGAAUCAUUACUUGGUUUGUUUAAUUCUUGUAAAUUGGUAAGGAGUAGGGAUAUUGAUGGAUUGAAUUCCAAAAUGCCAUUCAUUCGAGAAGUUGUUCUACAAAAAUUUGGUGGAGAAGAAGAGUUUAUGGUGGGAAAAUCUAGCGGUGAUUCAUCAAAUAAAUGCAGUGUUCCGAGUUAUAAGAGGGAUUUGAUCAAGAAAGCAGAGCCAUUGAUUGAGGAAGAACCGUUAAAGCCUUGGAUUACUCUCAAGAGGAAUGCGCAGAAGAUUAAGUACUUGGGGUCGAUGGUUGAUAUCAGUUUUAAGCCAAGGUAUGUGUAUGUCGAUGUUGGAGCUCGAAGCUACGGUUCAAGUAUUGUGAGCUGGUUCAAGAAGCAAUACCCUAAGCAGAACAAGACAUUCGAGAUAUACGCCAUUGAAGCAGACAAGACUUUCCAUGGCGACUACAAGCUCAAGAAAGGGGUCACAUUGCUGCCCUAUGCAGCGUGGGUGAGGAAUGAGUCCUUGUUCUUCGAGAUCAACGAGGACCCGGGCCACAAAGAAGUAGAGAAGGGUAGAGGGAUGGGUAGGAUUCAACCAGUUCAGACCGCAGGCGGCUCCACAUCCUCUGAUAAUGUUGAUCAGAUUCAGGGCUUCGAUUUUGCUGAUUGGUUGAAGCAUAGUGUCACACAGAAAGACUAUGUAGUCAUGAAGAUGGAUGUUGAAGGGACUGAAUUCGAAUUGAUCCCUAGGUUGUUUGAAACGGGAGCGAUUUGCUUGAUUGAUGAACUGUUUCUCGAAUGCCAUUAUAACCGGUGGCAGAAAUGCUGCCCCGGUGAGAGGUCUGCAAAGUAUGAGAAAACGUAUGGGCAGUGCUUGGAUUUGUUCAAAUCUCUAAGGAAGAGUGGAGUUUUAGUACAUCAAUGGUGGUGACUGGUAAUAGCUAUAUAUCCCCUGUGUACCAUUUCUCAUUUGUUUCUGCAAACGAAUGAAGAUGCUGUGGCCUCAUUUGGUUCUUUUUCCUUCUCUAGUUUUAGUUACAUUUGAUAUCCAUAUGUACUUACUGUGUCCUUUCAAAGAAAAGUCCGAUAGUUCAAAUAUCAAUAAUUCUGCUUUUAUGAA
Molecule: messenger RNA, 2301 nt
Organism: Salvia miltiorrhiza (redroot sage)
Lineage: Eukaryota; Viridiplantae; Streptophyta; Magnoliopsida; Lamiales; Lamiaceae
Exons: 1
Coding region: 553-2112 (519 amino acids)
Molecular function (GO): S-adenosylmethionine-dependent methyltransferase activity
Source: RefSeq, a predicted model, not a curated record